AGGAGGGGACACGGAGGCCGCCCUCGCCCCGCCACCCCUCACCCUUUUCCCCCCCGCCCCGGUUCCGGGAGAUGUGCCGGGCGGGGGGCCGGGGUUCGCGGAGCCGCGGGAGAGACGCGCAGGGCCGACCCCGGAGCGGCGCCGGACAGGCCGGUGGGCCGGGCUGUGCUGCCCACCUGCUGAUGCGGGGCAAGGCCCCCUGCACAGGACACUGAGCAACCCGGACCCGCCGCCGGCCGCCGCCAUGGCCCGCCUGGCCGCAGUGCUCUGGAGUCUCUGCAUCACCGCCGUCCUGGUCACCUCAGCCACCCAAGGCCUGAGCCGGGCCGGGCUCCCAUUCGGGCUGAUGCGCCGGGAGCUGGCGUGCGAAGGCUACCCCAUCGAGCUGCGGUGCCCGGGCAGCGACGUCAUCAUGGUGGAGAACGCCAACUACGGGCGCACAGAUGACAAGAUCUGCGACGCUGACCCCUUCCAGAUGGAGAACGUGCAGUGCUACCUGCCCGACGCCUUCAAGAUCAUGUCACAGAGGUGUAACAACCGUACCCAGUGCGUGGUGGUUGCCGGCUCGGACGCCUUUCCCGACCCCUGCCCUGGAACUUACAAGUACCUGGAGGUGCAGUACGACUGUGUCCCCUACAUCUUCGUGUGCCCAGGGACCCUGCAGAAGGUGUUGGAGCCCACCUCCACGCAUGAGUCAGAACACCAGUCUGGCGCCUGGUGCAAGGACCCACUGCAGGCUGGCGACCGUAUCUACGUCAUGCCCUGGAUCCCCUACCGCACGGACACGCUGACCGAGUACGCCUCGUGGGAGGAUUACGUGGCUGCGCGUCACACCACCACCUACCGCCUGCCCAACCGCGUGGACGGCACAGGCUUCGUGGUCUACGACGGCGCCGUCUUCUACAACAAGGAGCGCACGCGCAACAUCGUCAAGUACGACCUGCGCACACGCAUCAAGAGCGGGGAGACGGUCAUCAACACGGCCAACUACCACGACACCUCACCCUACCGCUGGGGGGGCAAGACCGACAUCGACCUGGCCGUGGACGAGAACGGGCUGUGGGUCAUCUACGCCACCGAGGGCAACAACGGGCGCCUGGUGGUGAGCCAGCUCAACCCCUACACGCUGCGCUUUGAGGGCACAUGGGAGACCGGCUACGACAAGCGCUCAGCGUCCAAUGCCUUCAUGGUAUGCGGAGUUCUGUACGUGCUGCGCUCCGUGUACGUGGACGACGACAGCGAGGCGGCCGGCAACCGCGUGGACUAUGCCUUCAACACCAAUGCCAACCGUGAGGAGCCCGUGAGCCUAGCCUUCCCCAACCCCUACCAGUUCGUGUCCUCCGUGGACUACAACCCUCGCGACAACCAGCUCUACGUCUGGAACAACUACUUUGUGGUGCGCUACAGCCUGGAGUUCGGGCCGCCAGACCCCAGUGCCGGCCCAGCCACUUCCCCACCUGUCAGCACGACCACCACAGCCCGACCCACACCCCUCACCAGCACAGCCUCACCUGCAGCCACCACCCCACUCCGCCGAGUGCCCCUCACCACACACCCUGUGGGUGCCAUCAACCAGCUGGGACCUGACCUGCCUCCAGUCACAGCCCCGGCCCCCAGCACCCGGCGACCCCCAGCCCCCAACCUGCACGUGUCUCCAGAGCUCUUCUGUGAACCCAGAGAGGUGCGGCGGGUCCAGUGGCCAGCCACCCAGCAGGGCAUGCUGGUUGAGAGGCCCUGCCCCAAGGGGACCCGAGGAAUUGCCUCCUUCCAGUGUCUACCAGCCCUGGGGCUCUGGAACCCCCGGGGCCCUGACCUCAGCAACUGCACCUCCCCCUGGGUCAACCAGGUGGCCCAGAAGAUCAAGAGCGGGGAGAAUGCAGCCAAUAUCGCCAGCGAGCUGGCCCGUCACACCCGAGGCUCCAUCUACGCGGGUGACGUGUCCUCCUCCGUGAAGCUGAUGGAGCAGCUGCUGGAUAUCCUGGAUGCCCAGCUGCAGGCCUUGCGGCCCAUCGAACGCGAGUCAGCUGGCAAGAACUACAACAAGAUGCACAAGCGGGAGAGAACCUGCAAAGACUACAUCAAGGCCGUGGUGGAGACCGUGGACAACCUGCUGAGGCCAGAGGCCCUGGAAUCCUGGAAGGACAUGAAUGCUACGGAGCAGGUGCACACGGCCACCAUGCUCCUGGACGUCCUGGAGGAGGGUGCCUUCCUGCUGGCCGACAACGUCAGGGAGCCCGCCCGCUUCCUGGCUGCCAAGCAGAAUGUGGUCCUGGAGGUGACAGUCCUCAACACUGAGGGCCAAGUGCAGGAGCUGGUGUUCCCCCAGGAGUACCCAAGCGAGAACUCCAUCCAGCUGUCCGCCAAUACCAUCAAGCAGAACAGCCGCAAUGGUGUGGUCAAAGUCGUCUUCAUCCUCUACAACAACCUGGGCCUCUUCCUGUCCACCGAGAACGCCACGGUCAAGCUGGCGGGUGAAGCAGGUUCGGGCGGCCCGGGCGGCGCCUCCCUCGUGGUGAAUUCACAGGUCAUCGCGGCAUCAAUCAACAAGGAGUCCAGCCGCGUCUUUCUCAUGGACCCGGUCAUCUUCACCGUGGCCCACCUGGAGGCCAAGAACCACUUCAAUGCUAACUGCUCCUUCUGGAACUAUUCGGAGCGUUCCAUGCUGGGCUACUGGUCAACCCAGGGCUGCCGCCUGGUGGAGUCCAACAAGACCCAUACCACGUGUGCCUGCAGCCACCUCACCAACUUUGCCGUGCUGAUGGCUCACCACGAGAUCUACCAGGGCCGCAUCAACGAGCUGCUGCUGUCGGUCAUCACCUGGGUGGGCAUCGUGAUCUCCCUCGUCUGCCUGGCCAUCUGCAUCUCUACUUUCUGCUUCUUGCGGGGGCUGCAGACCGACCGCAACACCAUCCACAAGAACCUGUGCAUCAACCUCUUCCUGGCCGAGCUGCUCUUCCUGGUUGGGAUAGACAAGACUCAGUAUGAGAUCGCCUGCCCCAUCUUCGCUGGCUUGCUGCACUACUUCUUCCUGGCCGCCUUCUCCUGGCUGUGCCUGGAGGGUGUGCACCUCUAUCUGCUGCUGGUGGAAGUGUUUGAGAGCGAGUACUCCCGCACCAAGUACUACUACCUGGGCGGCUACUGCUUCCCGGCGCUGGUGGUGGGCAUCGCGGCUGCUAUCGACUACCGCAGCUACGGCACCGAGAAGGCCUGCUGGCUCCGAGUGGACAACUACUUCAUCUGGAGCUUCAUUGGGCCAGUCUCCUUUGUUAUCGUGGUGAACCUGGUGUUCCUCAUGGUGACCCUGCACAAGAUGAUCCGGAGCUCGUCUGUGCUCAAGCCCGACUCCAGUCGCCUCGACAACAUUAAAUCCUGGGCCCUGGGGGCCAUCGCGCUGCUCUUCCUACUGGGCCUCACCUGGGCUUUCGGCCUGCUCUUCAUCAAUAAGGAGUCAGUGGUCAUGGCCUAUCUCUUCACCACCUUCAACGCCUUCCAGGGGGUCUUCAUCUUUGUGUUUCACUGCGCCUUACAAAAGAAGGUGCACAAGGAGUACAGCAAGUGCCUGCGCCACUCCUACUGCUGCAUCCGCUCCCCACCCGGGGGCGCUCACGGCUCACUCAAGACCUCAGCCAUGCGGAGCAACACCCGCUACUACACGGGGACCCAGAGCCGAAUCCGGAGGAUGUGGAACGACACCGUGAGGAAACAGACGGAGUCCUCCUUCAUGGCAGGCGACAUCAACAGCACCCCCACCCUGAACAGAGGUACCAUGGGGAACCACCUGCUGACCAACCCCGUGCUACAGCCCCGUGGGGGCACCAGCCCCUACAAUACCCUCAUUGCCGAGUCAGUGGGCUUCAAUCCCUCCUCGCCCCCCGUCUUCAACUCCCCAGGGAGCUACCGGGAACCCAAGCACCCUCUGGGAGGCCGGGAAGCCUGCGGCAUGGACACACUGCCCCUCAAUGGCAACUUCAACAACAGUUACUCCUUGCGAAGUGGGGAUUUCCCUCCCGGGGAUGGGGCCUCCGAGCCACCCCGCGGCCGGAACCUGGCCGAUGCUGCCGCCUUCGAGAAAAUGAUCAUCUCAGAGCUGGUGCACAACAACCUGCGGGGCGGCGGCAGUGGCGCCAAGGGCCCCCCACCGCCCGAACCCCCCGUGCCGCCUGUGCCAGGGGGCGGUGGCGAGGAAGAAGCAGGCGGGCCCGGGGGUGCUGACCGGGCAGAGAUCGAACUUCUCUACAAGGCCCUGGAGGAGCCGCUGCUGCUGCCCCGGGCCCAGUCGGUGCUGUACCAGAGUGAUCUGGAGGAGUCGGAGAGCUGCACUGCGGAGGACGGGGCCACCAGCCGGCCCCUCUCCUCCCCUCCGGGCCGGGACUCCCUCUAUGCCAGCGGGGCCAACCUGCGGGACUCGCCCUCCUACCCGGACAGCAGCCCCGAGGGGCCCAGUGAGGCCCUGCCCCCACCCCCGCCUGCACCCCCCGGUCCCCCUGAAAUCUACUACACCUCGCGCCCACCGGCCCUAGUGGCCCGGAACCCCCUGCAGGGCUACUACCAGGUGCGGCGGCCCAGCCACGAGGGCUACCUGGCGGCCCCAGGCCUCGAGGGGCCAGGGCCCGAUGGGGAUGGGCAAAUGCAGCUGGUCACCAGUCUCUGAGGGACCUCAUGGACCAGGGGCUGGUGGCCCAGGCCAGGGAGGGUACCCUGGGUGGGGCUCUGGUGGGAGAGGGAGACUCACGGAGGCAGUGGCUGGUGGGCCACUCUCUCCAGGUACCUGUCGGCCGCGGGCCCUCUAGGCCCCUCAGGAGCUCUGCCGUGGGGGCCUGUGGUGCAGGGUUCACGGACGGGGCUUCCUACCAGCCACGUGCACCAGCCGGAGUUGGGGGAAAUGCGGUGAGGAGGAGCCAAGAGGUCCCCAAGGGAAGAAGGAAGGAGAAAUUGGAUGGGUACAGCCCACUCUCUACUUCCCCCUCUCCCCUACCUUCCUACCCCCUGGAGGGAAAUGAGGGCUUUGGUUUCCUUGGGCCAAGGGCCCUGCUGCGUGGAACCUGUCAGCUGCUCCACUCUCUGCAGCCAGAAAUGCUGCCAGCUGCACCAGGAAGGAGCAGUGGGAGCAGACAGACAGACAGACAGGUUCCUCCUGUACUACAGUUCCCUGCUCCUUGGAGACUGGGGCCUCUGGCCCAAGAGAAGGCCCCAGGGCAAGAGAAAUGGGCGAUUGUGGCUGCUGGUUUAAAGGUGGAACUUUCUCUGAAGCUCCUUCCCUCUGCUCUUCGUCCUUGCCUCCCCAGCAAGCCUGCCCGUCAGCCUCCUCAAGUGCACCCAGUGACCCCCUCCCUUGGGGUGGCUCCUGAUGAAGCACAACUCCCCGCAGGCCCCCAGCCCACGGGCGUGGCCAUAUUUGGGCAAUUCCUAGUCCUGUGGGCUCGGCUGUCUGGGGAGCAGAUUUUGGGUCUGGAUCUCCCUGGGGAGUGGGUCCUGGGCUUGGAUCUUUCCCUAGGGGGCCAUCUUACCACUUCCUUUCUCCUCCUCCUCCUCCCCUAUUGCUGUAAAUAUUUCAACGAAAUGGAAAAGAAAAAAAAAAAGACAAAAAAAAAAAAAAA
Molecule: messenger RNA, 5597 nt
Organism: Hyaena hyaena (striped hyena)
Lineage: Eukaryota; Metazoa; Chordata; Mammalia; Carnivora; Hyaenidae
Gene: ADGRL1
Product: adhesion G protein-coupled receptor L1
Exons: 23
Coding region: 245-4651 (1468 amino acids)
Biological process (GO): heterophilic cell-cell adhesion; adenylate cyclase-activating G protein-coupled receptor signaling pathway; cell surface receptor signaling pathway
Cellular component (GO): axon; postsynaptic density; presynaptic membrane
Molecular function (GO): latrotoxin receptor activity; G protein-coupled receptor activity; carbohydrate binding
Source: RefSeq, a predicted model, not a curated record